Messenger RNA from Arachis stenosperma, 588 nucleotides. RefSeq lists its product as uncharacterized. NCBI's taxonomy places the organism in Eukaryota, Viridiplantae, Streptophyta, Magnoliopsida, Fabales, Fabaceae. The record is from RefSeq and is a predicted model, not a curated record. Bases 1 to 588 code for a protein of 195 amino acids. The transcript is spliced from 5 exons.
AUGGUCAAGGAGGAACGUGUUCAUAGAACACUGGUGUUCUUGGUGCUCUGUGUGCUCUUUAGACUCACCUGCAAGCUCCAGAGGCUGAGAUUUGAAGGGGUUCACAAGAUCUUUGAAGGAUGCGGCUCCGACGCCAGUCUCAUAUUCGGGGAACAUGUGAGGAUCAGGAAGCAGUUGUGGCUCACAAGCCAUAGAUACAGGUUCUUCAUCAUUGGCUGCUUGGUCACCAUCACUGUUAGCCAGUUGGGUGCUCUCUUGCUCGUUCUUGCUUCUAAAUCUGACAAGACCUUCUUCAAUUUUGGAGAUCUUCUGGUAUGUUCAGCAGUGCAGUUGAGUGGGUUCAUGCUGUGCCUGGUGGGUGCUGCAAGAAUCACACACAGAGCUCAAGGGAUAGUGGCAAUAGCCACAAGAUGGCACUUGUUAAUAACUGAGCAUGCAAUUUAUACAAUAAUGACAUACUUGCAGCAUAACAAAGGGGGAAUAACGCUCUAUGGGUUUACACUUGACAGAGGAUUGCUCCAUACUCUUUUUGCCUUUGAGUUGUCUCUGGUACUUUGGAUUCUGAGUAAGGUGGUUGUGUUGUCUUAA